Messenger RNA from Didymodactylos carnosus, 471 nucleotides. The record is from the annotation of a GenBank genome assembly. NCBI's taxonomy places the organism in Eukaryota, Metazoa, Rotifera, Eurotatoria, Philodinida, Philodinidae.
AUGGCAGGCAACGACCUUAAUAACGAUAAUAUAAGUGUACUGGGCGAUGAAGCUAAUGAAAUUGGACGUGAGGAUACGUCGGCAAUUGAUCGAAAACUGGGUUCAGUUGGUACUCGUGGUAAAUGGACAGAAAAAUUGAUUAUAACGGAUGAUAUCGGUGCCAUAUGUCUUGCUAUCUACGAACAUGUACAACGUGCUUGUCAUCGUAUUGUUGAAAAUUCUGAUACUCAACGUAAGAUACAAACAAUAGCUGCAAACGUUUUAGAAGAAAUUAAGGGGAGUACAGAAAGUGUCCAUCUGGGUGAAACCAUUAUAUGUCAUGGUGGUGAUGACACAGUUAUCGUUAUGCAAAUGAUUACAUUGCCUAACGAUAUGGUUCAACAACGAACUCAAGAAAUUUUUGGUAGGCUCAAACAAGCUCUCGAAAAAAUUGAAGAUGUCGGUCAUGUUAUCGUACAUUGGGAAUUUUAA